This is a messenger RNA of Durusdinium trenchii, 1354 nucleotides long. The record is from the annotation of a GenBank genome assembly. NCBI's taxonomy places the organism in Eukaryota, Dinophyceae, Suessiales, Symbiodiniaceae.
AUAGUUUAGGAGACGGUUUAAGGUCUGUUGUAAUUACAACCAAUGGAUUAUUUUUCGGGUGUUUGGGGCCUAAGACUCAAGAACUGCUCGAACGCUGUUUGAACAUGUUUGAACCAUCUCCCUUUAAGAACCCAUCCUCAAAAUUCCAUUCGACUCAGCUCUAGGGCAUAACAAGUGUUCCUUUUUCACAUGCACUCCAUUCGCGUCCGCGCGUGCGACUGUCGUGCAAAAGAACGGCUUAAAAGGCUUCUGGCGACCACGGCCGGGUGGCUUUUUCCCAUGCGGCAGAAACGGCCCGGCAGCAAUGAGGUUCAAAAGGUCCGUCUGAGAUUGAAGAGAGCUGUGCACUGGACCAAAGAGUAGGUAGGUGACAUGGAAAAAUCGAUGUUCAUCAUUUUAGAAUAUGUUUAACAUAUAUUCCCACUGGGUCUUGUUCUUGGGGUCCCGCACUGAAAAUCAUGUGGCUGUGGGUCCAAACCCGGGGCCUGGUUGAAUCAUGUUCAAUCUGUUAAUUUUCCUCAACGAGUGAGUCCUCUCCUCCCAUCCGAAAUCCAUCACUCCGCAGAAGUUCGGUCGGUGACCGCUCGCUCCGCGAACGAGGUCGGGCGCGGUGAACGAGCCGCUGAGCUUGCGCUUCAGCAAUGCCAGCCUGGAAGCAGGGAAGGCCUACACGGUGGGCGUGCGUGUCUUGAACCCCGGUGGCCGACCACCAGAUGCCACCAACUACUGGGGCAUCUCCUUGCAGGACCAUACUAGAGCUACCUUUGAUGCGAAUCUACGCAUUCCGGGGUUGGUGCUCAAAUCCAUUCCCAUUCGCUGCAAUGGCUUGGGCUGGACCAACUCCGACCCCCGAGUGCUGACGAUCGUCUUGAUCCAGCUGCGGGUUUUGCACGAGAUCCCCUCCGGGACUUUGCAAAGGUUCGUGGUCAGAGCGCCUGAGGGCAUCAUGUUCAAUGAAGAUCCCGCUAAGGUCUCGGUGCUACCCAAAGCUUUGCCUUUGCGCUUGGCCAUCCCCACGCAAGUGGCUGGGGAUUUGCUGUCUUUGUUCUUGGAUGAGCAGUCGCUGGUGGAGAUCGGCACCUACAACAUCCGCUUCGAAGUCAGCAAUCCCACUGUCUACCCGCACGACAACACCUGGUCCAUCUUCGCCAUGAAGGACAUCACGGUGGAGUUUGUGCAUGUCUUGACAGGCUACUACGAGGGCCAGGCCUCGCCCUUUGACAUCAAUGUGGCAACACAGGCUCAGACCAGCGCAGCCGGAACCCCGUUCCGCUUGCAGCUCUUGCUGACCGUCGUGGUCGUCAUGGCGAUAUUCCGGAUGUGAGAUGUUCAGGUGGACUCCAAAGAAAAGCAC